AUGGCCUCUGCUGGUUUGCAAAUCCUGGGGAUUGUCCUGACACUGCUUGGCUGGGUGAAUGCUCUGGUGUCCUGCGCCCUGCCCCUGUGGAAGGUGACCGCCUUCAUCGGCAACAGCAUUGUGGUGGCCCAGGUGGUAUGGGAGGGGCUGUGGAUGUCCUGCGUGGUGCAGAGCACAGGCCAGAUGCAGUGCAAGGUGUAUGACUCAAUGCUGGCGCUGCCCCAGGACCUGCAGGCUGCCCGAGCCCUCUGCAUCAUCACCCUCCUCAUCGCCCUGGUGGGUCUGCUGACCUACCUAGGUGGGGCCAAGUGUACCACCUGUGUGGAGGACAAGGACUCCAAGGCCCGUCUGGUGCUCACCUCUGGGAUCAUCUUUGUCAUCUCAGGGAUCCUGACCCUGAUCCCCAUCUGCUGGACGGCCCAUGGCAUCAUCCAGGACUUCUACAACCCCCUGGUGGCAGAGGCCCAAAAGCGGGAGCUGGGGGCCUCCCUCUACCUGGGCUGGGCGGCUUCUGGCCUUUUGUUGCUGGGUGGGGGGCUCCUGUGCUACACCUGCCCCUCUGGGAGGUCCCGGGGCUCCAGCCAUUACCUGGCCCGAUACUCAGCAUCUGCCCCACGUGCCAACUCUCAGGGGCCCUCUGAAUACCCCACCAAGAAUUAUGUCUGA
Messenger RNA from Molossus molossus (Pallas's mastiff bat), 666 nucleotides. RefSeq names its product claudin 6 (gene CLDN6). NCBI's taxonomy places the organism in Eukaryota, Metazoa, Chordata, Mammalia, Chiroptera, Molossidae. The transcript has a single exon. The record is from RefSeq and is a predicted model, not a curated record. Gene Ontology annotation, cellular component: bicellular tight junction; plasma membrane. Gene Ontology annotation, molecular function: structural molecule activity. Gene Ontology annotation, biological process: bicellular tight junction assembly; cell adhesion. Bases 1 to 666 code for a protein of 221 amino acids.